Molecule: messenger RNA, 416 nt
Organism: Drosophila busckii
Lineage: Eukaryota; Metazoa; Arthropoda; Insecta; Diptera; Drosophilidae
Gene: Sfp53D
Exons: 1
Coding region: 7-390 (127 amino acids)
Source: RefSeq, a predicted model, not a curated record
GUCAACAUGUGCCAGUUGUCGCUGCUUUUGCUGCUGCUGCUGCUCUCAGCACUUGCAUCUCCCAUUCUGGCCCAACGCGCUGUUGCCUGUGAUGGCAACGUCUUUAAUAAGUGCAAGGAUUACUGCUUCGCCGAUUGCUUGAAGGACGACUUUGGCACUUGCAUGAUGAACUGCGACAAUGGCUGCGGCUGCACCGAUGCAAAGAUAAUACGCAAUAAUGGCGGCUGUCGCCAGCUGAAGCUUUGCACGCUGGUGGACACCAGUGAUGAGGCUGAGCUGCAGACAGUUAUGGCAGAGGCGACAACGCAGCGUGCGCCUGCAUUGAUAAAUGAAAACGGCGAUGAUCACUUGAAUCUUAUUGAGUUUACUACAAUCAAUGCGUUUGCCUAGACUUGUAAUACAACAAUGCAGCUAUG